Molecule: messenger RNA, 1731 nt
Organism: Paecilomyces variotii
Lineage: Eukaryota; Fungi; Ascomycota; Eurotiomycetes; Eurotiales; Thermoascaceae
Product: putative beta-lactamase
Exons: 4
Coding region: 1-1731 (576 amino acids)
Source: RefSeq, a predicted model, not a curated record
AUGAAAAGAAGUUUGCUAUUCUCAUACGUCCUUGCCACUGCGGAGGCAGUUCAAUACUGCCCCCUUCUUGGACCUGUAUUCCCACCCGCUGUCAAUCCAGUCACAUCAGAAGCAUUCAACAUCGCAUCUCGGAAUAUAACUCAGACACUUGAUGAGCUCGUCCAGGCGGCGGCGAAUUCGUCCGCCUCUUCUAUCCUUGACGAUACCAACUCUUUCACCAUUCAAAUAUAUUCGGCUUCCAAAACCAACCCGCUAUUUGAAUAUUAUCACACUGCACCAUUAACGAGUAACGCUUCAAGUGGUGUACAUACCGUUGACGAGGAUACUGUAUUUCGAAUUGGAAGUGGAUCAAAGCUCUGGACGCUUCUCUUGUUCCUAAUCGCUGAUGGUGAAAAACACUUCAACAAUCCGAUCACCGAAUAUAUCCCCGAACUGCGAAAGGCUGCCCGCAACACAGCUGGAAAUACCACUGAAAGGAAUGUCCUAGUUGAUUUCACAAGAUGGGAAGAUAUAACUGUACUUGAGCUAGCAUCUCAUCUGGCUGGUCUGGGCAGAGACUACGGAUUCCUGGACUUGUCUCUUACCGCCCCUUCCUUGACGAAAUAUGGGUUUCCCCAACUUCCAAAAUCUGAAAUACCUCCUUGUGGCUCCAUCGCGCCGUGCAACAGGUCUCAGUUCUUUGAAGGGAUAACGAAGACACAUCCUAUGGCUCCAACAUCGUUCACACCGAUCUAUUCCAAUGCUGCCAUUCAGAUUCUUUCGUAUGUGUUGGAAGCUAUAUCAGGGCAUACAUACGGGUCGUUGCUAUCUAAACACAUUCUCGAGCCUCUCAACAUGACCAGAUCAUACAUCUCCACACCACCUGAUCAGUACGGAGUUAUUCCAGGCGAUGCGACGUCAAGUGGAUGGAAUAUACCUGCAGGUGAUGAAACUCCAGCCGGAGGUCUGUAUUCCUCAACGAAAGAUAUGACUACGCUCGGCCGAGCCAUACUGAAUAACACACUGAUCUCUCCGGCCCUGACUCGGCGAUGGAUGAGACCAGUCACCCACACAGGCUCGAUCGACUCCUCCGUGGGUGCACCGUGGGAAAUAUACAGCUUUCAAGGAAACGGGCGCGUGAUUGACCUGUACACGAAAGCUGGAGACUUUGGAAGCUAUUCAUCAUCGACAGCCCUGUCACCAGACCACGGGGUAGGGUUCACGAUCCUCGCUGCAGGCGAUGACACAACAAGUCUUGUUGCUGUGCUCUCCAAUCUCAUCUCCGCACAACUACUCCCUGCUCUUGAGCAGGCAGCCAAAGUUGAAGCGAACACAACUUAUGCUGGUACCUACGAGUCUGUUACGGCGACAAGCAAUUCCUCCAUCUCGAUCUCCAUAGAUGACGGUCCCGGUUUGAGAGUUGAUAAAUGGAUCAGCAACUCCGUGGACAUGUUCGAUGUCGUAUCAUCGUCUGCUCUCUCGGGUAUCUCCAAUCCAGUCAUCCACCUUAACCCUACAGGGCUGCGCACCCCAUCUCAAGUUUCAUUCAGAGCUAUCUUCGUGUCACCGUCGGAUGCAGGUUCUGGAACAGGUCCCUUCACCAAAUCUUGUUCAACCUGGGAGCUAGUAGACCAGUCUAACUAUGGAAAUGUGGGACUUGACGAGUUUCUCUUCGAGCUGGAUCCGACGACGGGUGAAGUAAAGAGUAUCUCACCGCGGGCGUUAAGAGAAACUCUUCCUAAGACGUCCUAG